CUUUAAACACACAUAAUUAUACGGAUCGCCACAGCUUUUUCUUGAUUUAAUUUUUAAAUAAUUGCUGGGCUCAUUUAUUAUUUAGCAAGUGAGGUGAAAUCUUGGAAUAUUCUUUUUUUUAAAAGAUAAAAAAUUUGUUGAUGAAUUGAUGUCUUUAGCUGUUGGAGCUGUAUCUAGUUCCAAUAGUAACAUGGGGGGAUUUAAUGAAGAAGAUGCAGAGAAGAGUGGCGAUGAGACUAUAAAAAGAAGUCCCAGUGAAGCUUCUUUGUCUGCUACUGAUCAAGAGGAUGAAGAUGAUCAUGCCAUUGAAUUGGGUCCUCAGUUCACUCUCAAGGAACAGCUUGAAAAAGACAAGGAUGAUGAGAGUUUGAGGAGGUGGAAAGAGCAGCUAAUUGGAGCUGUGGAUAUUAACAAUGUUGGAGAAUCUGCAGAUCCAGAAGUAAAGAUCAUCAAUCUCUCUAUUGUCUCACCUGGUAGACCUGACAUUGUGCUUCCUAUUCCAGAGGAUGGAAAACCAAAAGGCCCAUGGUUUACUUUGAAAGAAGGCAGUGUCUAUAGGUACAUUGUUGUUGGCUUUAGGUACACAAAUAACAUUGUUGUUGGCUUUAGGUACACAAAUAAUGUCUGGAAAACUGGUGUCAAGGUUGAUACUACAAAAGAGAUGCUUGGAACAUUUAGUCCUCAACAAGAGCCGUAUAUAUUUGACGCGCCCGAAGAAACCACCCCUUCUGGUUACUUUGCCAGAGGUUCAUACACUGCAAAGUCAAAGUUUGUCGAUGACGAUAACAAGUGCUACUUGGAUAUCCAGUAUACAUUUGACAUUCGGAAGGAUUGGGCUAAAGCUGAGUAGAUUUUGCUUUGUAUGUUAGAAAUCCUUCUCCUUUAAUUUAGUUAGAAAACAACUCAGUGUGAUGGCGGUUCUUAUAUAGAAACCCGUAGUCUUAAUAAAAGAGCUUGGUUGUCUGUAUAUGUCUUAGUUUGUGAACCAAUUUGCUUAUCUUUUGAGCUGGAUGGAGAUGAUUUAGUUGGCGGAUAUUUUUUCCUUGUAA
Messenger RNA from Daucus carota subsp. sativus, 1049 nucleotides. Its product is annotated as rho GDP-dissociation inhibitor 1. Gene Ontology annotation, molecular function: Rho GDP-dissociation inhibitor activity; protein binding. The coding region runs from base 149 to 850 and encodes 233 amino acids. The record is from RefSeq and is a predicted model, not a curated record. The transcript has 5 exons. Gene Ontology annotation, cellular component: membrane; cytosol; cytoplasm. Gene Ontology annotation, biological process: Rho protein signal transduction. NCBI's taxonomy places the organism in Eukaryota, Viridiplantae, Streptophyta, Magnoliopsida, Apiales, Apiaceae.